AGAACUGAAGUCCAUCUCUCUCUACAGCACCUGGCAGGGAGUCAAGAAUCAGCAGCAAGGGAACGAAUGGGCAGAGCAGAACUUGUAGGAGGGAACAUGAGUACCCAGGAUCCCUCGGAGCUAUGGGAGCGAUCAGAUGGAGGAGAAGAGCUGCUCCAGGACUUGGGGUGGUAUCAUGGCAACCUCUCAAGGCAUGCGGCUGAGGCUCUUCUCCUCUCCAAUGGUCGUGAUGGUAGCUACCUGCUAAGGGACAGCAAUGAGCAGACUGGACUCUAUUCGCUCUCCGUGAGAGCCAAAGACUCUGUCAAACACUUUCAUGUUGAAUACACUGGGUACUCAUUUAAAUUUGGCUUCAAUGAAUAUUCAACUUUAAAGGAUUUUGUCAAGCAUUUUGCAAAUCAGCCUUUGAUCGGAAGUGAGACAGGGACUCUGAUUGUUUUGAAACAUCCCUAUCCAAGAAAAGUAGAAGAGCCUUCCAUCUAUGAAUCAGUCCGGGUCCACACAGCAAUGCAGACAGGAAGAACAGAAAAUGACCUCGUGCCCACUGCGCCUUCUCUUGGCACCAAAGAAGGCUACCUCACCAAGCAGGGCGGCCUGGUAAAGACCUGGAAAACAAGAUGGUUCACUUUGCAAAGGAACGAACUGAAAUAUUUCAAAGACCAGAUGUCACCGGAACCAAUUCGCAUUCUGGACCUGACAGAGUGCUCUGCUGUCCAGUUUGAUUACUCACAGGAAAGAGUGAACUGUUUCUGCUUAGUGUUUCCAUUCAGGACAUUUUACCUCUGUGCAAAGACAGGAGUUGAGGCUGAUGAAUGGAUCAAAAUACUUCGAUGGAAGUUGUCAAAAAUAAGAAAACAGCUGGACCAAGGAGAGGACACUGUCCGACCGCAGUCGUUCAUCUUCAAAUAGAACUUUCUUGGCUCAGGGGCAAGGUGGAAUGUUCCAGGUGCUCUGAUCUGUGGCAAGCUUCAGAGGAAAGGUCAUUAAGGGAUUUCCUCUGAAAACAAACACAAAGUAGACUGUGGUCGGGAGCUCUACUUUGUUUGCUGAUUCAUGGAAAACAGCUGGUGGGACCUGCCAUCUGCUCAAGAACAGGGAAGCAGCACCCGUUGAUGGGAACUGCCUAACUCCCACUUCCAGGUGGAGUCCCUCUCAGAAAGAACACAGUGCAAGAAGAGCUUGUUGGUGCUCACAGUGGCUUACGCUCGUUGACUUUGGUUGCCUGGCGUCCUGCCCCAAAUCACCGGCCAGCACAACUAAGCUUCAGAUGUGUAAGGAAACAGCAGUAUGUCGGGGCUCAGGCUGCUCCUCUAGGAAGCAAAUUAACAUAAUAAACACCAAAGACUUUCAAAGGAGGGGCUGCCUGUUUUGUUUAUAUACAAAACCUCACAUAGGGCUGGAGAGGUGGCUCGGCCAUGAAAAGUGCAUCGCUCUUUGCAGAGAACCUGAGUUCAAUUUCCAGGACCAGCACCAGGUGGCUCACAAACACCUCUAACUCCAGUUUCAGAGGCCUCACACGCCGCUGACCUCCUUGGGCGCACCUGCACUUAGGCACACACGCUCACUCGCACAUAUGCACAUAAUGCAAAAAUAAUAAUAAUUUAAAAGAGUUUCCAGCCCAGUGGUCGUGACCCACGCCUUUAAUCCCAGCACUGGGGAAGCAGAGACAGGAGGAUCUCUGAGUUGGAGGCCAACCUAGUUUAUCGAGUGAGUUCGAGGACAGGCUCCAUAGCUACUGAGAAACCCUGUCUCAAAAAAACCAAACAACAGCAACAACAACAAAAAAGUUUCCAAAAUUAAAAUGCAAAAAAGUUCAUCAUAUUUAUUUUAUUUUUCCUUUGAAAAGGUUUAGAAAUCAGGCUGGUGAGGUGGUUCAUUAAGCCAUCUUAGCAUUUGCCAUGCCACAGUUGACAACCUGAGUGGGAUUCCCCAAAACUCACACAAAAGGUGGAAGGAGAGAACCAGCUUCUCAAAGUUCUUCUCUGACCUCAACAUGUAUGUCAGCAUCACACACACACACACACACACACACACACACACACACACACACACACACACACACUAAUCAAUUUUAAAAGCUUAGAAAUCCAUUGGAUCCUUUACUGCUAAUGCUAAACUGUGAGAACUAGAUAGGAAAGAGUAAAUUAUGUGUCAUAAGCGGUGAGAAUGUUUUAAACAGCAAGAAAACGCACUUUGAGGGAGGGUGAUAAGCUGUGGGUGACUUUUAGUUCACUGGUUAUCAUUACAAAUGUAAUACACUUGUAAGCACUAAGAUAUCUUUAGCAGCCAUUUCUUCAAAUUGAUCGAGACUUUUCCAUAAAGGCUGCCUCUGUAUCUUUCCAGGAUCUGUAAGAGAGCAGCCCUGGGAAGCACCCUGAGAUUAUCUGUGAAGUGGCUGUUGCAAACUAGAGAAUGAGAAUUGAAUUGGAAGGAAGUACUGGUAUUCGGGGGUCAUGGGUAGAUUUUAACUCCUAUUAUCAUGGUUGAUGUGGCUUUUAACAACAGAAGUUAGAAGGGCGUGGGGGACAAGCCAGCAAGUGAUACAGAGCUGAUGGACCUCUGUGCUUGCAGUGCUCAAGCACCUUCGUCAAUGUGACAAAGAUCAUGUGUGAACAGCUUACAGGAAUAAUUGACUUUACUUCAUGGUUCUAGAGGUUUCAGCUUACCACAGUUCGGGUGUGGGAUAGCUGCUCAUAUCAUAGCAGGCAGGAAGCAUAGCAAGGCAGUAACAGGAAAGAGAGCAGGCAAGACAGAGACCCCGGGAACCGUUCUGAGCGGCGUACUUCCAGCCAGGGCCCAUCUUCCACAUUCUGCCAUGUCUUAGUAGUCUGUUCAAAUUCUGAUCCAUUUGGAUGAAAUGAAUGGACCACAGUGCCCACAAGGUGUUUCCUGGUAUUUCUCAAGUUGGCAUUGAGAUUCAUUCAUAGUGCCUUGUUAAAUAUUUUUCCCUGUUGUUUAAACAGCUAAGACUCAGAAAUGGUUUUUCCAGGAGGGUUUUUGGAGUUGGGUUGUGGAUCACUGGGUAGAAUACUUACCUGUCUGACCAAAAGGGGGUCAUUCAAUUUAUUAUGUUUAUUUUAUAUGGAAUAAACUGAGGUCAACAUAAAACGUAUUUGUCAAGUUUGCAAAAUAAGGAGUAACAAUGCCCCCCUUUGAGUUGUAUGGCUUUGUUUCCUUAGAAACAGCCUUUCUUCAUGUGUUAAAUAUUCUUUUUGCCUUCUGUAAAAUAUGUUUAUUUAUAUCCUUUGGUUCUGUUUAUUAAAUAAAAAAGUGCAUGAUUUUGUUGUAUAUGUCCAAUUUUGAUGCUAUAACAUUUUCAUUGUUUUGAAGUAGAAUAGGGUAGAAAAGACCAAUUAAUAGAUACUGAUACAUUAGUGAUUAUUUAAAGCAGUUUGCACGGCCUUCUUGCCAAGCAUGACUUCACUUGCUACCUGGAACAGAGUGACCUGGGGAA
This is a messenger RNA of Cricetulus griseus (Chinese hamster), 3454 nucleotides long. The record is from RefSeq and is a predicted model, not a curated record. NCBI's taxonomy places the organism in Eukaryota, Metazoa, Chordata, Mammalia, Rodentia, Cricetidae.